AUCGAACAGAACAAAUUCAAAGUAAAAAAAGAAGAUAAAUUACCAACCAUAAAUAAACUAGGGUGCAACUACAGAAUAAUAUCAAAUUUUCAUAAAUUUCAAUCACCAAUUUGAAUACUUUUGAUUUUUUUCUGACGUAAACUAGGUUUAUAAAUUGGUUAUGCCAAAUCAUCAAUUGAAAAAAUCGGUUUUUACCUGAGUUUACAGUUAGGUUACGUGGAUCCAGUUUGAACCAGUUGAUUUCAGUUAACAACUAGUGAAAAGUGACUUUCCUCGAUCUCUUGUUGAUCAGCUAUUAGGCUGACACCGCGCCAUUUUGCUUUACGAACACGUUUUUGGGUUUAAUAGACAGUAAAAACACUUAUUAAUAUAUAAAAAUGUCUGGAGAAGAAACAUCGGCCGAUAGGAAUGUAGAAAUAUGGAAAAUAAAAAAACUCAUCAAAAGUUUGGAAUUGGCAAGGGGGAAUGGAACGAGCAUGAUUUCCCUUAUAAUUCCUCCUAAGGAUCAGAUCUCUAGGGUUAGUAAAAUGUUAGCCGACGAAUUUGGUACUGCUUCUAAUAUAAAGUCUAGGGUAAAUAGGCUCUCAGUACUUGGUGCCAUUACUUCUGUGCAACAUCGUUUAAAAUUGUAUACAAAAGUACCCCCGAACGGUUUAGUAAUAUACUGUGGAACGAUUGUCACAGACGAAGGCAAAGAAAAAAAAGUAAACAUAGAUUUCGAACCGUUCAAGCCAAUUAAUACCUCUUUGUAUUUAUGCGACAAUAAGUUUCACACGGAAGCUCUAACUGCUCUAUUAGCGGACGAUAACAAAUUCGGUUUUAUUGUAAUGGACGGUAACGGCGCCCUAUUUGGUACCCUCCAAGGAAAUACCAGGGAGGUACUACAUAAAUUCACUGUCGAUUUACCCAAGAAGCACGGCAGAGGGGGUCAGUCCGCUUUGCGUUUCGCCCGUCUCCGGAUGGAAAAAAGACACAAUUACGUGAGAAAAGUCGCCGAAGUCGCCACUCAAUUAUUCAUAACGAACGAUAAGCCGAAUAUAGCCGGUCUUAUACUGGCCGGUAGCGCGGAUUUCAAAACCGAACUCAGUCAAUCCGACAUGUUCGAUCCGAGGUUGCAAGCUAAAGUUAUAAAAUUGGUGGACGUAUCCUACGGCGGAGAAAACGGUUUCAAUCAAGCGAUCGAACUGGCGGCGGAAUCUUUGCAAAACGUCAAAUUCAUCCAAGAAAAGAAGUUGAUCGGUAGAUAUUUCGACGAAAUCAGUCAGGAUACAGGCAAAUAUUGUUUCGGGGUGGAAGAUACUCUUCGGGGUUUGGAAUUAGGCGCCGUUGAGACGUUAAUCUGUUGGGAAAAUUUGGAUAUACAAAGAUACGUCCUGAAAAAUCACAAUACCGGUUCCGAUACUAUAUUACAUUUGACGCCCGAACAGGAGAAGGACAAAUCUCAUUUUACGGAUAAAGAAACUGGGGUAGAAUUGGAAUUGGUGGAAUGUCAACCGUUAUUGGAAUGGUUGGCGAAUAACUACAAAAAUUUUGGUGCCACUUUAGAAAUUAUUACGGAUAAGUCGCAGGAAGGGUCUCAGUUCGUUCGAGGAUUCGGUGGUAUCGGAGGUUUAUUACGAUACAAAGUAGACUUCCAGAGUUUACAAUUAGACGAGAUGGAUAAUGGAGACGAAUUCGAUCUAGACGAAUAUUGAAAAAAAAAAUGUAGAGACAAAUUUGUAGAAAAGAAAAUAUAUAUACGGUUCAAUUUUUUUUACUGUCGGUGCAAAUAAGUCAUGAUUGCAAUAUGGUUAAAGAAAUCCACACUAUAUAUAUAUUGAUAUCAUGUGCUUUGCACAAAUUAUGUUAUUGUCUCCAUGAAAUAUAAAAAACAGUUAACCGUUAUUUAUUUCCUCGUUAAAUUAUCUUUUUUUUAAUAAUUAAAUAGGCCAGGUGCUACUUUUUUGACUCUAAUCGAUAUAAAUUAGCUAAAAAUUUCAUUAUAACUAACUUUUUUUUAUUAAUUCCAUUGUUUUUUAUCUUAUUACUAAUUCGGCUGUUUUUUUUUUGUUAUUAAUUGUUUUUGUUUCAAAUUUUUCGAAAUUCGGAAAAAACCUUGUAGUACUGGCCUAAUAAAACACGUAAGGAUCUAUUUUAAGACGCGAUCAGGAAUAUGUAAUUUAGAAUCGAAUUGAUUCUACCAGUAUACAUGUAAAAUUGUCUUUAUUAAAAUAAAUAAUUAAUUUGGGUAAAACGAA
Messenger RNA from Diorhabda carinulata, 2237 nucleotides. RefSeq names its product eukaryotic peptide chain release factor subunit 1 (gene eRF1). Lineage: Eukaryota; Metazoa; Arthropoda; Insecta; Coleoptera; Chrysomelidae. Bases 378 to 1694 code for a protein of 438 amino acids. The transcript has 7 exons. Gene Ontology annotation, molecular function: translation release factor activity, codon specific; sequence-specific mRNA binding. The record is from RefSeq and is a predicted model, not a curated record. Gene Ontology annotation, biological process: cytoplasmic translational termination. Gene Ontology annotation, cellular component: cytosol; translation release factor complex.